UGUUUAAUUGAAUUUUAAUGCCCCAAACAAUUAAAUGUUUGCGUGGGCGAUACCAACAUUUUAAUCCAAUCCUGUAUUUCUAAUUUAAAGAUUUGGAAUCGACAACAUUAAAACAGAAAUCGAGAUAAUUAAACGUUAGCAGGAGUCUCUUAAUGGCCUCUCUCUCUCUCUCUCUCUCUCUCUCUCUGUCGAUUGAGGCAAGAGCUGCACCUGCGUCUUUACUAGUCGAAAGACUAGCUAACUGUGAUAAUUCGAGGCUAUAAGGUUUAUACAAAAAGGGGACAAAGAGACUACAAAACAAACUCCUAACGAGUAUCAAGGCUAGUUUAGCUAUGAGACUUCACCCGCCAUAAUUUACACCGAAGCCAGCAAAGUGUGAGGGCGUCAGCAUUAGCAUAUGCCGCUAGCUAUCAACCGUUGUUGCUAGCUAACGUUAGCUAACAUGUUAGCUUAACAGUUGCGUAGCUACUUAAUAUAAAAACACGUUUAAGAGACACUGGUCGGCACGGGCCUCCGACCCCAGUCCUCUUUUUCUCGCCACAUGCUGAAUGUUCUGGCACACCUGCUGCACCAUGGUCAUCAGUGAUGGAUCUUCUGUGUUGGCUGGAUUUGAUUCUUAGAAACACGGACGCAGUCUUCAUUGGUGCUCCCCAGUCUUGCAGAGCAGUGGAGCUAUCGGGUGCCAAUCAGAGACAGAGAGGGAGAGAGAGACGCAGCGGAUGCUGAUGACGGAUCCUCACUGAGAGGAUGCUAUCGAUCGGGCUCGCUGAUGCUCUCCCCUCCAGUUUGAUAAACAUGCUGAUGUGCGCAAUUACACCUUUCCUGCUCCUCACUGGCUUAUUGACGAAGGUAAUGUGAGCAGCGGCCGCACAACGCAUGGGAAAGCCGAGUCAUCAAUGCAGAACCCCUCAGCGCUAUUCGGGAUGGUCAGCCACUGUCAGACCCCAACUUUCACAGACUUCACCGGCUUGUCGCUGUCCGUGUACGGAGCCAAGACAGCGGACAUCUGUGCGCGCAGAGCCGGGAGCGGUGGUUUCGGAUCGCAGAUUUGCCGGAGCUCCCAUGACACCCCGACUCACAUGAGCUGCGCCAGCCCAAAGAGACUCAGCGUGUCCGAAGAAAAAGCGCAUCUGUCAGCCAAAGCUCCGCGCUCGUGCCUCUCGCUUCCACCAGCGCAAGUGAACGGUGCCUACUGCUCAGAGAAGGAUUUAGACACGGAGCUGGGUGAUGCUGAGGGCACCCUGAUGCGAUGUGGGCAGAGCUUGCCACUGCUGGUGGGGGGUCAUUUAGGGGGGCUUUAUACCCAGAGCCUCCACUGCGACAGACCUACGCCCGACCUCAUCCUGCACGACGGCCCUCACCAAGACACCAGAUCCUCCUCUGCCUUCCAGAGGACCCUGCCAGGGGCCUCAGCCAGCCUGAGCUGCGGCGGUGCCAAUGGGGCUCGCUCCUCUCUCCCUUACCCAAUCAAACAGGAGAACUCAAUGGGCUACAAGAUCUCCAACACGGGGUCCGCGGUCCAUAGCACGUCUCAGGCGGGUUUUCAGAACUGUGCGGCAGGCCAUGUAUUGGGGAUGACAAGGGAUGAGAUAGUUGGAGUGCCACAUGUUAGCAGCAACAGUAGUGACGUUGGCACAGUGAGUGAUGUUGGUAGCGCUGUGUCAGCAGACGCAGUGCAACCGUUUAAUAAUGAAGAUGGCCCCUCCCCAUUGGCUUUGUCCCCAACUGGCUCCCGUCAUUCAGCGCGGCUGCUCAGUGCUAGCAGUCUGAGGAGACGCUGCCUGUCCCUUGCCUCACAGUCCACGGCCGCUGCUGGCAGCGUUGCUGCCACAGGUUCCCCGUCGGCUACUGGCGCUGAUCUCUCUGAGGAGAUCAAUAUCACCGCCAUCGUCUGCUCCUCCUCCCAGAUGUCGAUGGUUGCCUGUGUCAACGGUUUUCGCACUAACGUCUCGCCCAGCCACACCAGCAGUGCCGGCUUCUCCUCCUCUUCCUCCUCCUCUUCUACAUCCCCACCCUCUAACUCCUGCUCACGGGAAGCCCCCCAGAGGCCCCCACCUCACGGCAGCCCCCAGCAGGCCACGCUACAGGAGAGCUGUCAGCUAUCCUCACCUGCCACCUGCCUGCUGUCUCUUUCCUCCUCCUCCUCUUCAUCUUCCUCUUCAGUGUCAUCAGUGGAGCCGGAGCCGGGCCAAGGGCAGAGCCAGGGGCUGUGUGAGGAGCGGGGCUCCAUGCUGCAGGGGCGUGGGGCUGGGGGAAGUGUGGGAGGAGGGGGAGGAGGGGGCUCAGACGGGUUGGGGCUACUGAUGAGUGGGUCCCUGAUGUCUGGGAUGCUGCAUUCGGGGCCUGAAGCUGGGGCUCUCAUGGACGGGGGCCAAAGAUCAGGGGCUGCCCUCAAACAGGAGCCCCUGGAUGAUUUUUCUCCUAGUGAAGACGAACUCUUUCAGCACCACUAUCAUCAUCACCAUCACUUGAGUGGUCGUAGCGGGCACGUUCGUCAGCCUCACCACCCGUCUCGCCCCGCUAUGCCUCCGCCCUACCACCUGCACCAAUACGUUGGACCCAGUCCUGGGGGUCUUCUGCACCACCAGAGCCAGCAAACAGCACCAACCUCUUCCCUGGGACUCAAACCGAACUCUGGAGGCCCUCCUGGGUCUCACGCAGCCCCAGAGCGGGAAGAAGUCAGAGGAGGAGCGCUGGUCGAUAAGCAGGUGUGUCGCUGGAUUGACUGCAGUGCUGCGUACGAGCAGCAGGAGGAGCUUGUGAGGCAUAUUGAGAAGGUCCACAUUGACCAGCGCAAAGGAGAGGACUUCACCUGUUUCUGGGCCGGCUGCAUUCGCCGCUACAAGCCCUUCAAUGCCCGCUACAAGCUGCUCAUUCACAUGAGAGUCCACUCCGGAGAGAAGCCUAACAAGUGUAUGUUCGAGGGCUGCAACAAAGCGUUUUCACGUCUGGAGAACCUGAAGAUCCACCUGAGGAGCCACACAGGAGAGAAGCCAUACCUGUGCCAGCACCCUGGCUGCCAGAAAGCUUUCAGCAACUCCAGCGACCGCGCCAAGCAUCAGCGCACUCACCUGGACACGAAACCAUAUGCAUGUCAGAUCCCCGGCUGUACCAAGCGCUACACAGAUCCCAGCUCCCUACGCAAACAUGUCAAGAUCCACUCGGCCAAAGAGCAACAGGUGCGUAGAAAGCUUCGGCCAUGUCCUCACCUGGAGCAGGAUGUCCUGAGUGACUGCCUGUCCAUGCAGCAUCUCCAGAGCUCCACCUCCUCGCAGCAUCUCUACAAUGGCAAAGAUGGUCGUUCUCCUGGACUGGGCCAAGACAUCUUCACAGGCCUGUACGCUGGCUCCAGCACCCCCCAUCACAGCGCCUCAGUGGAGCUCCUCUCCCCGACCCCCAACCCCACCUCCGUCUCCACCACUGACCUGCCCUCCCGACAACACCGACUGGACCGGGACCUCGGCAGCCCCCAUCACCUGUCCCCGCUGGCUGCCAUGGACGGCACAAGAGACGGUGUGUCGGGUCCCCUCCUGUCUCCUGGGAUGAAGGGAACAGGAACGCCUCCUCCUCCUCCUCCUCCUCCUCCUCCUCCUCCUCUGGAGAAACAGCAUGUCCACCCUCACCACAAGCCCUACUCUCACUAUCACCAUCAACAGUCUGCCAACGACGAAUACCAAGGCAGCUUUCAGAGCUGCUUCCAUUUCGGAGACUCCUACAGGAUGGAGCAGACGGUCGGUGGUGUCCACGUCCCAGGAGAUUCUCACGCCUACACUUCCCAUCAACACAAUGGCUUCCACAUGUCAACUAGCAACAAUGGCACUGCAGGUUUCAACCUGACCCAGGAGCUUCAGGGCGGUGCAGGGUGCCAGUUCUCCUCCAGCCCUGAGGAGAGCAUCUUCUUCCAGGUGGGCAACUUUGACCGCAGCAUGAGCCACAUGUCCUCUGUCUACACGGAGACAUAGAGCAACACUGGAGCAGGGCACGCUUCACCACACCCAUCUUCUCAUACUUGGAUCCUCUUUUCUCUUCUUCCUGAUACUACAGUAUCUGAACGGCUGAAAUGCAAACGUCAAAGUAGGUAAGAACAGCGGUUCUUAACCUUUAAGGCUUUUGACCCUUUAAAACAGAUGUCUGGUCAUCAGUUGCUUAUGGUUUCCAGUUGUGACCAGUUUAACCAAACAGUAAUUGCUGUAUCUUAUGUAAAGUUAUCCAGUAAUUCAUGAACAAAAGACAAAGAUCCGGUGCUUGCUCUUGAAAAUUUUUACUCAUUUGAAAAGCAGGAAUGACAAGUCAAAUAAGUACAGUAAAUGACAAAGCAAAAAUAUUUUUAAAAAAAGAUGCACAAGCUUUAUUUCUUAGACUCAGAAUUACAGUUAUUGGUCGUAAACUCAUCAUGUACAUGUUACAUUUGUUCAGUGUAAAGGGAUAGUUUGGAUUUUUUUUAAGUGGGGGGGGGCACUGUACUGCUUUGCACGAGGCCAGCAGCUAAACACAUUUUAGCCACCUAAAAAUAUCACUGUCAGUUUAGGUGUAUGCUAGAUUUAAAAUAUUUUCUUUAAUUCACCUUUGCAGCCAGACAGCCCUUUCUGACGGGGAACUGAACAUGUUAUUUUUGCUGUCUUUACAG
Epinephelus fuscoguttatus (brown-marbled grouper) is the source of this 4627-nucleotide messenger RNA. It is a transcript of the gene glis1b, whose product is annotated as zinc finger protein GLIS1. The coding region runs from base 897 to 3962 and encodes 1021 amino acids. The transcript has 13 exons. Gene Ontology annotation, cellular component: nucleus. Gene Ontology annotation, biological process: regulation of transcription by RNA polymerase II. Gene Ontology annotation, molecular function: DNA-binding transcription factor activity, RNA polymerase II-specific; RNA polymerase II cis-regulatory region sequence-specific DNA binding. The record is from RefSeq and is a predicted model, not a curated record. Lineage: Eukaryota; Metazoa; Chordata; Actinopteri; Perciformes; Serranidae.